AAAAGACCCAUCGACUGGCCUCACGACUUCGUGCCCAGUGUUCAAGGCGAGUAUGAAAAGUUAAAUCUUGCAGAGUUUGUAGCCGGCUUUUUAGUCAUGAUAAAAACGUAUGAGUCGCAGCUGAAGGAGGCGUUCCUGGUCCACCUCGAAUUACUCAUGAUUAAAUCCAUCAGUUACUCCUGGUCCAGCGUGCGGGCUUUUCAUAAGUUCGUUGCGAAACAAGUGGAGCAGCGCCGUUUGGAAUGGCAAGAUUCCAAGGCUAUCAAUGAUCAGGCCACGACCUUUUUUCGCCAUUCGGAUCUUCGCUCUUCCUCCUCGCAACACGAGAUCGCGCAAGUUUCGCAACCGAAUUCUUGGCAUUCUGGCAAUAGCACACCUUCACAUCAGCAGGCAGGCAAACCCGGUCUAAAGGCAUGUAGAGCGUGGAAUUACACUGGUACUUGUGAUUGCGACAAACAGGACAGUGCAGCCUAUAGCGAACACCAUCGUUGUCGGGUCUGCAAAGCGGAUCAUCCGAUGUUACACUGUCCGAAACGCCGCACACCAAUUCCGGCACAGUGA
This is a messenger RNA of Porites lobata, 561 nucleotides long. The record is from the annotation of a GenBank genome assembly. Lineage: Eukaryota; Metazoa; Cnidaria; Anthozoa; Scleractinia; Poritidae.